Molecule: messenger RNA, 8511 nt
Organism: Pelodiscus sinensis (Chinese soft-shelled turtle)
Lineage: Eukaryota; Metazoa; Chordata; Testudines; Trionychidae
Gene: LRRK1
Product: leucine rich repeat kinase 1
Biological process (GO): protein phosphorylation
Molecular function (GO): ATP binding; protein kinase activity; protein binding
Source: RefSeq, a predicted model, not a curated record
CACCUGCUCUCAUCAGAAUGUUAAAGCUCUAAUUUAUUUGUAACUAUUUAUUCUGAUGGUAAUUUUUGCAUUUCACCCUUCUCUGGAAGACAAAACUAUACUUAUUUUCCACUUUUUGUUUAUUUUGUAUGUAUUCAUGUAAAAUAAUAAAGAUACACAACACAUUACACUGCAUGCCAGUCCAGACCCUUUUUCCUUAUAGUCCAAGGUCCCAAGCUUUCAGACAUGUAAGCAUGUGGUUAACUUUGCUCAUGUAAAAGUUCCAUUGGUAUCCCUGGGAUUGCUUGUGUGAGUAAAGUUAAAUACAUGAAUAUGUGUUUACAAACUCAGGGUCCAUCUCAAGCUGCUGCUCAGGAAAAAUUAGAGAGGUACUGGUGACAUAAGACAGCUGAGGAUACAUUGCCAUUAUAUGAAGACCAAAGAUGGAUUGUUAUUUUGCAGGUAUUUUGCCCUAACAGAAUGCCAAGAGCCACAUUCUCUCCUUGCAUUGCAUAACAGAUGGUGUUUCUUCAUGACUGUGACAAUUAGCAGUGACACUCCAAUCCUGAAUCAAGAGGGAGGUCGUUUGACUUUGACAACACAAUUUAAUUUUAAAUACGGCAGAAAGUUGGCUUAUUGAAACUUUGCAAAUACAACCCACAAUGUACUGGUGUGUGGGAACUGAGGAAUCUACUGUUCGCGGAGAGCGCAACAUGGAGUCUCAAAAUGGAACUGUGGACAUGGGUGGCAAACAAUCCACAUCUGGCGAUGUCUCCAUUGGUCACUCCCCUGUGAUAAAAAACAUUCAGGCCGCUUACAAAAGUGGAGACACCAGUAAGGCCCAAGAGCUGAUUAAAUUCUCGUGUGUGGAGAACAUAUUGCAAGUGGAAAAGUGCCAGCUUUUGAGUAUUGCUUCAGCAUAUGGAGAUCUCCAUGCAGUACGGUAUUUACUCAAGGAAGCGUUGGUGGGAUUACCAACGGAACCCAGUGAUGAUAAUCCAGCUGUGGUGGCGGCAUAUUUUGGACAUGAGGACAUUGUGAAGGAAUUAUUGGAUUCUUUGCUUGGUCCUAGUAACUUCCAGCGACUCCUGAACUGGAUGCUGGCCAUCUCCUGCCAACAGGGACAUUUGGCCAUAGUUAAAUUCUUAAUCCUCACCUACAAUGCUGACCCUGAGAGUUGCGCAGUAAGGAAGAAUGAAUUUCCAAUUCUUAUGAGAUUGCCACUAUAUGCGGCUAUAAAGGCAGGGAAUGAAGAUAUAGCUGUGUUUUUACUUCAGAACGGGGCUUGCUUUUGUUCUUACAUUCUGAUGGACAGUCCUGAUUCUAGCAAGCAUCUUCUGAGGAAAUACUUCAUAGAAACAACCUUACCAACUAGUAGUACUCCAGCAAAAACAGCUCUGUCUGUGAGCUGGUCAAACCUCAGGCUGCCUUGGGUGGAUCUGGACUGGCUGAUUGAUAUCUCAUGUCAGAUAACUGAGCUCGAUUUAUCUGCCAAUUGCCUGGCUUCCCUGCCAUCAGUGAUUCCAUGGGGACUGAUAAACCUCAGGAAAUUGAACUUAGCUGACAACCAGCUGACCGAACUGCCCAGUGUCCAGUCAUCUGAUGAAAUUAUAUGCACAAGGUUACUUGAGGUGGACGUGUCCAUCAACAGGCUCUCUGCUCUCCCUUCUGGAUUCCUACAUCUCACAAAACUUCAAAAACUCAUCGCUACCAAAAAUUAUCUGGAAAAGUUAUUUGAUGAGGAAAGUGCAACUAAUUGGAUUGGAUUAAGGAAACUGCAAGAACUUGAUGUUUCUGACAACAGAUUGGUGGAGCUCCCCACACUGUUCCUUUACUGCUUCAAGUCCCUAAACGUCCUCAAUGUUUCCAGAAACAACCUGAAGGUGUUUCCAGACCCCUGGGCCUGCCCUUUGAAAUGUUGUAAAGCAUCUAGAAAUUCAUUGGCGUUCCUCCCAGACACAUUGACUGUUUUCUGGAAAAAUCACCUCAGAGAAGUGGAUUUUUCUGAGAACUCACUAAAAGAAGUUCCACAGAGCCUUUUCCAACUUGAAGUGCUGGUGUCACUGAAGCUUUUGGGAAAUCAGUUAGUUUCGUUGCCUUCUCAAGAUAAGUGGACCUGCCGGCAACUUAAAUCACUAGAUCUUUCCAAGAAUCAGCUUGGGAAGAGCGAGGAGGGGUUUAAAACAAAGCGGAUUUCCCUUUUUACCACAAGAAGCAGAGUGCGAGGCACAGAGGCAGGUGCCUUCUUGGAGUUGCCAGCAUUCCUGAGUGACUCUCUGGAAGUCCUUUAUCUAAAUGACAAUCAGCUGGACACUGUCCCACAGUCCAUUUGCCAUCUGAAAGGCCUGACAGAACUUUAUUUAGGGAAUAAUCCUGGUAUCCGAGAGCUGCCUCCAGAACUUGGACAGCUGGCUAAUCUGUGGCAGCUGGAUAUUGAGGAACUAAAUAUCAGCAACGUUCCUGCAGAUAUCAGAAAGGAGGGCCCUAAAACAAUAUUAGCAUACUUGCGGGCACAGCUGCGCAAAGCAGAAAAAUGCAAGUUAAUGAAGAUGAUUAUUGUGGGUCCUCCACGGCAGGGAAAGUCAACACUUAUAGAGAUCUUGCAGACAGGGAAAGCACCACAGCUGAUGCACAGUGAUGCCACCAUACGGACAACAAAAUGGGAGCUUCAGAAACCAGCUGGACUCAAAGCAAAGAUUGAUUCAGUGGAAUUCAAUGUCUGGGAUAUUGGAGGCCCAGCAAGUAUGUCUACUGUCAAUCAGUGUUUCUUCACGGAUAAAGCAUUGUAUAUAGUUGUAUGGAACUUGGCACUUGGGGAAGAGGCUGUUGCAAACCUUCAAUUCUGGUUGCUGAACAUUGAGGCCAAAGCCCCAAAUUCUGUUGUGUUAGUGGUAGGAACACACCUUGACCUUAUUGAAACUAAAUUUCGUGUAGAGAGGAUAGCAACUCUGAGAGCAUAUGUCCUGGCUCUGUGUCGCUCUCCCUCUGGAUCAAGAGCAACUGGCUUUCCAGAUAUCACAUUCAAGCACUUACACGAACUAUCAUGUAAGACCCUAGAAGGCCUCGAUGGGCUCCGCCAGCUGAUAUUUCAAGUUACUUGUAACAUGAAGGAUGUCGGCAGCUCUAUUUGCUCACAGAAGCUUGCAGCAAGAUUGAUACCAAGAAGUUACCUUAGUCUCCAAGAAGCCAUCUUAGCAGAACAACAGAAAAGAAGACAGAGUGAUGAUGUGCAGUAUCUAACGGACAAACAGAUAGAGCAAAUAGUAGAGCAAAACCCUGGAAAUGAUAUCAAAGACUAUGAAGACUUGCAAGUUGCCAUCAGUUUCCUUAUAGAAACAGGAACACUGCUGCAUUUCCCAGACACCAGCCAUGGACUGAGAAACCUCUAUUUCCUUGAUCCAGUAUGGUUAUCAGAAUGUCUUCAGAGAAUAUUUAAUAUUAAGGGCUCAAAGUCUAUUGCUAAGAAUGGAGUGAUCAAAGCAGAGGAUUUCAGAUUGUUGUUAAUUGGGACAGGGUUUACUGAACAAACCGAAGAACAAUAUUUCCAGUUUCUGGCCAAGUUUGAAAUUGCACUACCAGUAGCCAAUAACAGCUACCUCCUACCUCAUCUCCUUCCAGCCAAACCAGCAUUAGAUAUCCAUGGCCUAUGCCACCAGUCCACAAACACUGUCCAAAGGGUGUUCAAGAUGAGUUUUGUCCCGGUUGGUUUUUGGCAAAGGUUCAUCGCUCGGAUGCUAAUUAGUCUGGCAGAAAUGGAUCUCCAGCUGUUUGAGAACAAGAAGAAUACCAAGAGCAGGAACAAAAACAUGACCCUCUACAGCUUUACAGGCACCCAAAGAAACCGCUGCAGCACGUUCCGAGUCAAGAGAACUCAUACUGUCUACUGGCAGGAAGGCCUGUUUGUUACCUUUGAUGGCGGCUACCUCAGUGUGGAAUCUUCUGAUGUGAACUGGAAAAAGAAAAAAAGUGGUGGAAUUAAAAUCAUUUGCCAGUCAGAAAUGAGAGAUUUUUCAGCAAUGGCUUUCAUCACAGAUCAUGUCAACUCCUUGAUAGAUCAAUGGUUUCCAGCACUGACUGCCACGGAGAGCGAUGGGACGUUGCUAAUGGAACAGUAUGUCCCGUGCCACAUCUGUGCAAGUUCUAGAACACAGGAGAAAGAGCUGCCUGACAAAGUGGAAGAUGAGCAGUACUUCAACAUGGAGGAUUGUGUUCUGACUGCUAUAGAACAGGAUUAUAUCACAUGUCCUCGUCACCCUAAUAUCCCAGUUUCUCUACAAGAGCUGGUCCCAGAGCUCUUCAUGACAGAUUUUCCAGCCAGACUGUUUCUGGAAAAUAGUAAACUAGACUACAGUGAAAAUGAAAGCAAUGUUCUUGGCCAGGGUGGAAGUGGAACCAUUAUCUAUCAGGCAACAUACCAAGGAAAACCAGUGGCGGUGAAGAGAUAUCAGAUUAAGAAAUGCAAGAGUUCUCCUAAUUCGGCAACAGAUACCAUGCUGAAGCACUUGCGAGCUAUGGAUGCCAUGAAGAAUUUCUCUGAGUUCCGUCAGGAAGCCAGCAUGCUCCACUCCUUGCAACACCCCUGCAUUGUUUCCUUGAUCGGGAUUAAUAUCCAUCCUCUCGGCUUUGCUUUAGAGUUGGCCCCCUUGGGAAGUCUCACAACUGUGUUGUCUGGAAAGUCCAAAGAGGCUUCCUUUGUGCCACUGGGGCAUAUGCUGACCCAGAAAAUAGCGUAUCAAAUUGCAACAGGCCUUGCCUACCUGCAUAAGAAGAACAUCAUAUUCUGUGACCUAAAAUCUGACAAUAUUUUAGUGUGGUCCCUGGAUAUUAAAGAGCAUGUCAACAUCAAACUGUCUGACUAUGGGAUUUCUAGACAGUCAUUCCAUGAAGGAGCUCUUGGAGUGGAAGGCACUCCUGGUUACCAAGCCCCAGAGAUUAGGCCUCGAAUCGUCUAUGAUGAAAAGGUGGACAUGUUUUCCUAUGGAAUGGUCCUGUAUGAACUGUUGUCUGGACAGCGCCCUGUGCUUGGACAACAUCAGCUUCAGAUUGCUAAGAAGCUGUCCAAAGGGAUCCGUCCCAUUCUGGGGCAGCCGGGGGAAGUGCAGUUCUACAGGAUGCAGACACUUAUGAUGGAAUGUUGGGACACUAAGCCAGAAAAGCGCCCAUUGGCCAUUUCUGUUGUAGGACAGUUGAAAGAUCCUACCUUUCCUACUUUCAUGUACCUGCUGUGUUGUGGGAAGCAAUCUUCCUUCUUCUCUUCCCAAGGACAAGAGUACACUGUGGUAUUCUGGGACGGGAAGGAAGAUACCAGAAACUACACGGUGGUGAAUACAGAGAAAGGACUCAUAGAAGUGGAGAGAAUGAGCUGCCCAGGAAUGAAGUUAUGCUGCCAGUUAAAAAUUCAGAGUGCCCUAUGGACUGCCACAGAGGACCAGAAGAUUUAUGUGUAUGGCUUACAAGGCAUGUGUCCUUUAAACACUCCACAAAAGGGAUUAGACACUCCGGCUACUGUAAGCUGCUUCUUAGCAGUGCCUGUUGUAAAAAAGAACUCCUAUCUGGUGCUGGCUGGCCUGUCAGAUGGACUGGUGGCAGUUUUUUCAGUGGCACGUGGUAUCCCAGAUGACAGUGGCUCCUACUUGUGCUCACACACUGCAAAUAGAUCCAAGUUCAACAUCGCGGACAGUGACCCCCGGCAGAACCCCUACCCUGUGAAAGCCAUGGAAAUAACAAACAGCGGGGCUGAGGUCUGGUACAGCAAUGGCCCUGGCAUUCUCAUCAUAGACUGUGUGACCAUAGAUAUUAACAGGAGGCUGGAGCCCUACAACCCUCCCUCUGUGAUCACGUCGAUGGCGUGUAACUCAGAGUACCACGGGGAGGAAGUGAUAUGGUGCCUGGACGAUAAAACGAACUACCUGGUGAUGUACCAUACUGCCACCUAUCAGCUCUGCGCGCGGUACUUCUGCGGCGACUGCAGCCCUUUAAGAGACAUGUUCACAAUCCAGCCGCCUACCGCAGGGAUCCCUGCUACAACAGCUAUACACAGGACAGUGCUUGAGAGUAACUCUCUGGCUGAUAUGAGCAUUAUCUACAGCCAGGAGCUGGGCACACAAAUAUUAAACCAUCAGGACUCCCUCACAGACUACUGCUCUGUGUCUUCAUACUCGUCCUCCCCUCCCAACAGGAUAACUCGGUCCUCCUCCAGUCUGCCCAGCUCCCCUGCAAGCUCAUCCAGUGCACCUUUCUCCAUGGAGUGCGAGCCGUCCGGCAGGCUUCACGAACCCGUCCCUUCCCCAGACACAUCUGAAAACCAUGCAGCACUGACGGACAAGCACGCAGAGCAUCUCCAAGCUGUAAAGGUUCUUGCAGUAAAAGACCUCAUCUGGAUCCCUAGGAGGGGUGGCGACAUCAUCGUUAUCGGGCUGGAGAAGGAAUGUGACACGCAGCGCGGCAGAGUCAUAGCUGUACUGAAGGCCGGGGAGCUGGCUCCCUAUGGGGCGCUGGUCGAAGCUGCUAUCGUGGCAAAGGACACUGUUGUGUGCUGCUUUGAGAACAAAAACAUGGAAUGGUGCCUCGCUGUUUGGAGGAGCUGGGGUGCCCGGGAGUUUGACAAUUUCUACCAGUCCUAUGAAGAGCUGGGAAGGCUUGAAACCUGCAUGAGAAAAAGACGGUAGUGCUGGUCAAAUUUAAAGUCAAGCAUCAAGGAAGGACGGGAACAGAAACUGACGCUCUGCAGCAUUCCAGUCUGGGUACUGUUCUAUACUUAGAGAAGAGUUGAGCAUUUUUGUUUUCCACAUUUGCUGCUAAAGAACACUGUAGAGCAUUUGCCAGAGACUCAGAUGACCGAACUAGAUACUUUACUCUUUGUUUCCUCCUUUCUUUUCAGCAGAGGACAGAGAUGUAUUAAGCUAGAAAGCGGAUGAUCCCUCCGCAAUAUUGCCUUCAUGUGGACCACCCAAACUCUCCACCUAUGUCCAGUCAAUUCUCGCCUCCUUUCUUCCCCUGCAAAAUUCCCACACAUCAGGGCAACUGCUGCUUAUGUCCUCAUCCAAGAGAGCUUUAUUAACUACACAGACACAUCUCUCUCCCUCAGAGCCUGAGCUUUUGCACAAUUCUCCUACCGCCUGCUGUCCCAAUGGGUGAGAGCCCAGCAAUAGUCCUUUUGUGGCCAAUAUAUUUCUGGCCUAUAAAAGAUAUUGUGAUACUGAGUUACUGUGAAAGGCCCAAAGAUGAUGUUCUGUCAGUGAAUACUGCACAAUCUCAGUACAAUGAGCUAUUGAAUUGCACUGCUGCAAAGUGAAUUGUACAUAGAGUCCAAAGCAAAGCGAAACAUGUCAGCACUUCAGAGGGAGUAACUUAAUCAGCACAACUUGGAAACAGUCCUUGUCCCUCUCUUACGCUUCUCUGCAAAUUAUUUUAAAAGCUCAGUUUACUGGUAUAUAGAAGUUCUGUUGCUUUUUAAAUAGAGCUGUAUAUAGAGUUUAUUUUUCACAUCACUAAGGUCACACUGGACCUAGGACAGCAUUGGACCAGGUGUAAACACAAUCACAUUAUCAGGGCAUGUACAGAAGAAUGUAAAAAGUGAAGCAACUCCUGAUGAGUGAAUGUGUACAGCAUGGAAUGUGUACAGUACUGAAUUGUUUUUAUACUGAGAAACUUGUACUGAGUCUGAACAUAGAUGCAAGGCUGCUUGAUGCAGAAUUAGCAAGUUAAAUGUCAGAUUUACCCUUCUACAUCAGAAGCAAAACAUAUCUCAAAAUAAACAGACUCCUCCAAGAGUGACACUGCAUCAGUGUUACCGUUUAUUGGCAGCUCCAUGAUCAGCUUGAGAAUGAUUGCAUCUGACUAAAGUGCAGGCUGUUUCUCUUCCCCCGCUAGAUACCCGAAUGGCACAGAAGUCCCUCCCUUAUGGCCUCUCCAGCACUGCUAACUAGAGUAGCACAUAACUGAGAUAUUUUAGACCAGAUCAGGGUUACAGAUGCAAUCUGCCUGGAGACCAGUCAAGGGAUUAUGGGUUUUAAAAAACUACAAGUGGGAAAGACCAAAACCAACUUCAUCAAUGUGAAGAACAUGAUCAGCUGUAGGAAUUUCACACGUUGGUGGCUUUUCUCACAAGCAGUAACCCUUGGGCAUGCAUCCCCUCAUCUGUGUUUGGCUGUGCGCUACAUGGGCUUGAUCCAGCACCCAACUGAAAUCAGUUAGAAUUUUCAGUGGGGACAGGAGCAGGCCCCGGUAGCAUGAAAGAUCCUAUGAUCUCGACAGUGCUGCUUAGUAUUAUUAUUAGUUAUUAUGCACUCCACACCUGGGUGCAGAGCCCCUACCUCCGCCCAACCCCAAAAAGCUCUGACCAUCUACAAAACCAGACAGCAAUUGAGCAAGGGCCAUCAGGAGAAUGACUAAGAGGGGUUAUACUGGUUGUUUCUGGCGUUGUUGUUAACUCACUUCUCGGGGGCAGCUCAGAGCAGGUAGAUCAGUGGUUCCCAAACUUUUUGGCAUCACGUCCCCCUUUUUGAAAAACCCUCACGCCCCCCCUCCAAA